AUGGCGCAUAAAACGGUGCGUCCCGUCUCGGCACUCCUCCUCGCCGCUGUCGCGGUGCUGGCGACGCUGGCGGUCGCGGAUAUGGAGCUGACGAACAGCUACUCGCUUACUGGUGCCACGUACAGCAGCUUCACCUACACCAUCUCGAAGAGCAUCCCCAACCAGCGCGUGCCGGUCAACGUCGCGCUGAGUGCAUCGAACGUCACUGGCGGCGAACUGAUUCUGGCCGGCUGGGCCGACAACGCCGAGCACGGGGAGUACGCCUUCACCAUGGAGCUGAGCAACUUUAUCUUUGAGGACAGCACGUUCAUUGUGCGCGAUGGCCUUCCGGCGGACGGCGUCCUCACCAUUCAGUCCCUGCAGGCCGUCAACAGCGCGUCCGCGCUGAGCCCAUUCGACUUCAGCGCCCUCUCCCUCACGCACAACCUCACCAUCUCGCUCGCCAACAUCUUUGUCCUGCUGGAGAAGCAGUCGGCGAACCUGCCCAUCAUCGUGGUUGGCGGCAGCACGCUCCGCUCCUCGGGCACCGCGGUCGACUACUACACUGCGCUGCAGAUUACCGCCCUGAAGAGUACCGGCGGCAGCUCCGCGAUGCAGUUGUCGGGAAGCACCUCGGCGCAGGACCUCAUCGCCGUCACCAACCACGCCCUUGUCUCACUGUCGAACGCGCACUGCUGCGGCUUGAAGGACGGCGUCGUUGUGCUUGAGCGACCCCUGUCGCUGUCGAACAACAGCUACUUCCGCAUUCGCGACGUCCUGGCUGACUCGUGCACCAAAGAGUGGACCACCGACAGCACUCUCUACCGCGUGCCACCCACCGUGGUCGACGCGCAGGGCGGCAGCAUCUCCGUCGGGACACAGUCCGUGUUCGUGCUGCAGGACGUCGUCGCGCGCGACUCAACCGUGUUGAAGGGUACCAACACGCAACUCGCUCUGGGUGAGGACAGCACCGUGUCGUUGCUUAACAUCACCGCCUCCUCACUGUGCACGACCUGCUCCGGCGGUCUCCUACCUCGAAAGCCGCCUCCUCCCGCCUCUACGCGAGCAGCUGGACGCUCAGUGGCUCGGCGACGACUGGCUACGCAGCCGCUGGACUCAACGACGCCACCGCCCUCGACAGCGCCGGCCGCGACGGCAGCGGCAACUGCGGCUCCUCGUUUUUGCCUCCCCGGCAACACGAUCGGCGCCCCGAGCUCGGCGUGCCAGUGCACGUGCAAGCCCAACACCUUCCUGCCCGGGUGCCAGGACAAACAAGACCUGACCACCACCGCCAGCGUGUGCAGCGACGAGCACUGCACCACCUGCGUUAGCUCUGAAGCCCAAUGCGACAAGUGCCGCAUUGGCUUUGCGGUUGUCUCCUCAAAGUGCGCGCGGGUGCAGUGCACUGUGCCGGGCUGCACGCAGUGCGCGCUCACCGACGUGAACCGGUGCGAGCAGUGCCGCAGCGGCUACGUGCUGACGAAUGGGACGUGCCAGGAAUGCGCAAGCACUGGCUGUGCGGACUGCUCCGACAACGUCGCGGUGUGCAACAAGUACUUCGAGGGCUACUCACUGGUCAAUGGCAGGUGCACGGGGACGUGCAUGUCUGUGCGGUGCCCGGCUGUUUUAAAUGCAAAAGUGACAAUUACACGCAGUGCGAGGAGUGCGCGUCGGGCUAUCGCCUCACCUCGACGUGCAAGUGCGAGGCAUGCGCGGAGCCGAACUGCGACCGCUGCCACGGCCGUGCCACCAAAUGUGAGUCCUGCAAGGACAGUUACUACCUCACAGCGGUCGCCACCUGCUCCCCCGGUCCCUGCAACGUGGCCAAUUGCAAGUACUGCAGCCCCAGCAGCAACUUUUGGUGCACCCAGUGUGUCAGCGGGUGCGUUCUUAACUUGA
Messenger RNA from Bactrocera neohumeralis, 1878 nucleotides. RefSeq lists its product as uncharacterized. The record is from RefSeq and is a predicted model, not a curated record. The coding region runs from base 1 to 1878 and encodes 625 amino acids. NCBI's taxonomy places the organism in Eukaryota, Metazoa, Arthropoda, Insecta, Diptera, Tephritidae. The transcript has a single exon.